ACUCAACUCUCGCUCGCUCUCCGUCUCCUCUUCCCGUCUUUCUCUUUCUCUUGCUCUCCUCCUCUCCUGCUAUCCUCUCUUCCUUCGUUUGUUCUUGUCCUCAUUGUUUGCUCUCAUCUCGCUCUGCCGCUAGUUCAACAUGUCCGACCUGCAGGGCCGCAAGAUCUUUAAGGUCUUCAACCAGGACUUCAUUGUCGAUGAGCGCUACAAUGUCACCAAGGAGCUAGGUCAGGGCGCAUACGGUAUCGUCUGUGCUGCUACCAACGUGCAGACGGGUGAAGGUGUUGCCAUCAAGAAGGUCACCAAUGUCUUCAGCAAGAAGAUCUUGGCCAAGCGCGCUCUGAGAGAAAUCAAGCUGCUUCAGCACUUCCGAGGCCACCGUAACAUCACUUGCUUGUACGAUAUGGAUAUUCCCCGCCCGGACAACUUCAACGAGACCUACCUCUACGAAGAAUUGAUGGAGUGCGAUUUGGCCGCUAUUAUACGCUCCGGACAGCCCCUCACCGAUGCCCACUUCCAAUCCUUCAUCUACCAAAUUCUCUGCGGUCUCAAGUACAUCCACUCGGCGAACGUGCUGCACCGUGACUUGAAACCCGGUAAUUUGCUGGUCAAUGCCGACUGCGAGCUCAAGAUCUGUGAUUUUGGUCUGGCCCGCGGCUUCUCGAUCGAUCCGGAGGAGAACGCAGGAUACAUGACGGAAUACGUCGCCACGCGCUGGUACCGCGCCCCGGAGAUCAUGCUGAGCUUCCAGAGCUACACCAAAGCUAUCGAUGUCUGGUCUGUCGGAUGUAUCCUUGCUGAGCUGCUCGGAGGCCGUCCAUUCUUCAAGGGUCGCGACUAUGUCGACCAGCUCAACCAGAUCCUGCACUACCUGGGAACCCCCAACGAGGAAACCCUUAGCCGCAUUGGCUCCCCACGGGCCCAGGAAUAUGUGCGCAACCUUCCCUUCAUGCCGAAGGUCCCCUUCCAGCGCUUGUUCCCCAACGCCAAUCCCGAUGCCCUCGACCUGUUGGACCGCAUGCUUGCUUUCGACCCCACGUCGCGUAUCUCGGUUGAAGAGGCGCUAGAGCACCCGUACCUGCACAUCUGGCACGACGCUUCGGACGAGCCCACAUGCCCUACCACUUUUGACUUCCACUUCGAGGUUGUCGAUGAUGUGGGUGAGAUGCGCCACAUGAUCUACGACGAGGUCGUGCGUUUCCGCUCAACCGUCCGGCAGCAGUCGCAGGCGCAGGCCGCCGCGGCCCAACAACAGCAGGCUGCGCAGCAGACGAACGUGCCCAUCCCCGAAAAUCAGCAGGGCGGAUGGAAGCAGGAGGAACCCAAGCCCCAGGAAGCGCUCGCCGCGGGCGGUGGCCACCAGAACGAUCUGGAAUCGUCUCUGCAGCGUGGCAUGGAUGUGCAAUGAGUGUGUGCGGUUGCUGCCUGCGCUGAGCUGCCGGUAUCAUCCAUGAACCAUCAAUGACUGCACUACCAAGGGAUGACCCAUGGAAGAUGAAAGAUGAAAAAGAAGAGAUCUAGUACGGGGCACGAUUACUCCCCACGUAAUAUCCGUCGAUUCGAACCCCUCUACAAACCAAAUUCGUCGACUUUUCCGUUGUCGUUCUGGAACUCGCGGGCGUUUCCGGGACUGUCAUCUGCCCGAUAUAUGCUAUGUCUAUUACCCUCCAACAAUAUAAAACCUUCCCGGUUGA
Messenger RNA from Aspergillus japonicus CBS 114.51, 1694 nucleotides. RefSeq names its product mitogen-activated serine/threonine-protein kinase SLT2 (gene mpkA). Gene Ontology annotation, molecular function: ATP binding; MAP kinase activity. The transcript has 5 exons. Gene Ontology annotation, cellular component: cytoplasm; nucleus. The record is from RefSeq and is a predicted model, not a curated record. Lineage: Eukaryota; Fungi; Ascomycota; Eurotiomycetes; Eurotiales; Aspergillaceae. Gene Ontology annotation, biological process: intracellular signal transduction; protein phosphorylation. Bases 140 to 1408 code for a protein of 422 amino acids.